Messenger RNA from Dipodomys ordii (Ord's kangaroo rat), 897 nucleotides. RefSeq names its product adiponectin receptor 2 (gene Adipor2). The record is from RefSeq and is a predicted model, not a curated record. Bases 86 to 790 code for a protein of 234 amino acids. Gene Ontology annotation, molecular function: signaling receptor activity. The transcript is spliced from 5 exons. Gene Ontology annotation, biological process: adiponectin-activated signaling pathway. Gene Ontology annotation, cellular component: plasma membrane. Lineage: Eukaryota; Metazoa; Chordata; Mammalia; Rodentia; Heteromyidae.
AGGGUCAACUCACUGUCCUAAAAACCAAAUUUCCCAGGAGAAGAGACAGAAGAGAGAGCUCCUAUAAGAAAGGCGUGGGUACCCCAUGAACGAGCCAGCAGAAAACCAGUUGGGGUACACCGGGACUCCAGAGCCAGACCUGAGGCUCAGAAAGGGCCACUGCCUUGAUGGUAGCCGCGGAGGCCGGGAGGACAGCUGCCCGGGAGGCCUGGAGCCCGCGCUAGGGGCGUCUGUCUGUCCUUCUCAACAUUCACACGGCGCGGAGCACCCCGGGAGCGACGAUGGCGUGUCUCAGGGGGACGAGGGGUUCAUGGGCAUGUCCCCCCUCCUGCAGGCCCACCACGCCAUGGAGAGAGUGGAGGAGUUCGUGUGCUGCGUGUUCUUCCUGUGCCUGGGCAUCUUCCACAUGUUCCGCCCCAACAUCUCCUUCGUGGCCCCCCUGCAAGAGAAGGUGGUCUUCGGGCUGUUCUUCCUGGGCGCCAUCCUCUGCCUCUCCUUCUCGUGGCUCUUCCACACCGUCUACUGCCACUCGGAAGGGGUCUCCCGGCUCUUCUCCAAACUGGACUACUCGGGCAUCGCCCUCCUGAUCAUGGGGAGCUUCGUGCCGUGGCUCUACUACUCCUUCUACUGCAGCCCGCAGCCCUGCUUCAUCUACCUGAUAGUCAUCUGCGUGCUGGGCAUCGCCGCCAUCAUCGUCUCCCAGUGGGACAUGUUUGCCACCCCUCAGUACCGCGGGGUCAGAGCAGGCGUGAUCCUGGGCCUGAGUCCUCCUCCCAAUCCCCAGGCGUGAUCCUGGGCCUGAGUCCUCCUCCCAAUCCCCAGGCGUGAUCCUGGGCCUGAGUCCUCCUCCCCACCCCCAGGCGUGAUCCUGGGCCUGAGUCCUCCUCCCCACCCCCA